Zonotrichia leucophrys gambelii is the source of this 1482-nucleotide messenger RNA. RefSeq names its product matrilin 1 (gene MATN1). The transcript has 8 exons. Gene Ontology annotation, molecular function: calcium ion binding. The record is from RefSeq and is a predicted model, not a curated record. Lineage: Eukaryota; Metazoa; Chordata; Aves; Passeriformes; Passerellidae. Bases 1 to 1482 code for a protein of 493 amino acids.
AUGGCCAGGAUUUGCUGUGCCCUGCUGCUCUCGCUGCUGCUGCUCCUGCACAGCCCGGCCGCCUGCGGGGCCCCGCCGCAGCCCCGCGGCACCCUGUGCAGGACCAAGCCCACGGACCUGGUGUUCAUCAUCGACAGCUCUCGCAGCGUGCGGCCACACGAGUUCGAGAAGAUCAAGGUGUUCGUGUCGCGCGUCAUCGAGGCGCUGGACGUGGGCCCCAACGCCACCCGCGUGGGCAUCAUCAACUACGCCAGCGCCGUGCGCAGCGAGCUGGCCCUGCAGGGCCCCCAGAGCAAGGCGGCGCUGCUGCAGGCCGUGCGCAGGAUCCAGCCCCUCUCCACGGGCACCAUGACCGGCCUGGCCAUCCAGUUUGCCAUCAGCCGCGCCUUCAGCGCCGCCGAGGGCGCCAGGGCCAGCGCGCCCAACUUCAAAAAGGUGGCCAUCGUGGUGACGGACGGGCGGCCCCAGGACGGGGUGCAGGACGUGUCUGCCCGGGCCAGGGCUGCGGGCAUCGAGAUCUUCGCCAUCGGCGUGGGCAGGGUGGACAUGGGCACGCUGAGGCAGAUGGCCAGCGAGCCUCUGGACGAGCACGUGGACUAUGUGGAGAGCUACAGCGUCAUCGAGAAGUUGACCCACAAGUUCCAAGAGGCUUUCUGUGUGGUGUCUGACCUGUGUGCCACGGGGGACCACGACUGUGAGCAGGUGUGUGUCAGCACCCCAGGGGCCUACAGGUGCGCCUGCAGGGACGGCUUCAGCCUCAACAGCGACGGCAAGACCUGCACCGCUUGCAAUGGUGGCUUGGGGUCUGCUCUGGAUCUUGUGUUCCUCAUCGAUGGCUCCAAGAGUGUGAGGCCUGAGAACUUUGAGCUGGUGAAGAAAUUCAUCAACCAGAUCGUGGAUUCUCUGGAGGUGUCGGACAAGCAGGCACAGGUGGGGCUGGUGCAGUACUCCAGCUCCGUCCGGCAGGAGUUCCCUCUGGGCCAGUUCAAGAGCAAGAAGGACAUCAAAGCAGCAGUGAAGAAAAUGUCCUACAUGGAGAAGGGCACCAUGACAGGCCAGGCUCUCAAGUACCUCGUUGACAGCUCCUUCUCCGUCAUCAACGGAGCCCGGCCCGGCGUCCCCAAGGUGGGGAUUGUCUUCACUGAUGGGCGCUCACAGGAUUAUAUCUCAGAUGCUGCCAAAAAAGCCAAGGACUCAGGAUUUCGGAUGUUUGCCGUGGGAGUGGGCAACGCUGUGGAGGAUGAGCUGAGGGAGAUCGCCUCAGAACCCGUGGCUGAGCAUUAUUUCUACACUGCUGACUUCAGGACCAUCAGCAAGAUCGGGAAGAAGCUGCAGAUGAAGAUCUGUGUUGAGGAAGAUCCGUGUGAGUGCAAAUCCAUCAUGAAGUUCCAGACCAAAGUAGAAGAGCUCAUCAAUUCCUUGCAGCAGAAACUGGAAGCUGUGGCCAAAAGAAUUGAAGCCCUGGAGAACAAGAUCAUCUAA